GACAUCGCUUUCCGUGAGUCUCUCUGCCCAAAAUAAAAACCCUAAUUUUCACUUUCGCUCUUUCCCUCUCACGCGAUUUUUCUCCAAAAUUGAAUCAAUGGCGACGGCGGAAGAAGGCGGAUCCCCUUCCAACAACAUGGCUUCCUCCUACGGUGGCGGAGGGGUGGGGGGAAAGUUUCGGAAGAAGCUCUCUCGGAAGCAACCGACGCCGUAUGACCGUCCACCAACCGCCUACCGAGGAGGAGCCAAUAACAACGGGAACACGAGCAGCGGCUGGAUGACGAAGCUUUUUGUUGCACCCGCGUCGAAGCUUAUCUCCUAUGGUGCGAACCGUUUCUUCUCGUCUGUUUUCCGCAAACGCCUCCCCCCACCGCCGCCGCCUCCCCAGCCGCCAGAGGUGAACAAUGAUGUGACUGAUGGGGUUCAAGGGACGGUUCUUAAUGUUCAGGAAAGUCUUCAAGAGCCAGCAGAUGGAACAUUUAGUGUCCCAAGUAAGCCCAGGAGCAAUGAAAUGCAUGAGCUUGAGCAGUUAUUAAAACAAAAGACCUUCUCCAGGUCAGAAAUCUCUCAUCUGACAAAGUUACUUCAGUCAAAAGCUCUGGAAGCGCCUGCUGGGGAUGAUGAUCAAAGGAAUGAAGUGACUGCUUCUGAUAUUAAUGGGCAUGACCAACUUAAGGCCAGUCCUUUGGAUGAAAACAGAAAUUUUGGGAUUAGAUCUGCUACGGCCCAUGUUCGUAACUCAAAAGUCCUUGAGGAUGAUAUUGCAACUCCUGCUGAGCUGGCUAAAGCUUAUAUGGGUAGCAGGCCUUCAAAAGGCUCAUCCGUGCUCGGAGUUCGACAUCAAGGUGGAACAGAGGAUACUGGAUUGCAUAGUAAUGCUCCAUUCACACCAAAAAUGCCUCUCAAUUCCUUGACCAAUAAAACUCCUGUUGGCCUUGCUGCUUCAGAAAAUGUUCUUAUAACCCCUAGAUCUCGAGGCAGAUCUGCUAUUUACAACAUGGCUCGCACUCCUUAUUCUAGAGCUCAUCCUACUUCCAUUUUCAAGGGAAGUAGAAGUAACAGUAGUGGUAAUACUGGGCCAUCACUGUCUUCAUCGACACUUUCGCCUCUGGUGAAUGGAGAAAAGCUUGAGUCCCAGCCAAUGACCUUAAAGCGCAGGAGCUCAGUCUUAAAUGAUGAAAUUGGCUUAUUUGGUUCCGUACGGAGAACUAGACAGAAAUCAAAUCUCUUAGCAUCAAAAAACCAUGAGAUUACUCAUGGAAUGGGGUUUAAUUCUCAUACAAAUCAGAAGCUUCAAUUGAUUGGUGAACCAAGUCAUAAGGUCUUGCAAGCAGGCAGGGAAACUGAAAGUGAAAGUAUCCUGACUACUAGUCGUGCUUGUGUACCUUCCAAAUCUACUGAGGUGGCUGCCAGAAUAUUUCAGCACCUUGAAAAGUUGACUCCAAAGGAAAAAUCUUCAGAAUCCAAGUUAGGUUCUGCACGCGAGAAGUCACAAAUGAAAUUGACAUCAGGGAUGCUUACAGGACAGACUUCUAGGAGCAUGGAGGAUGUGGAUCCGUCGAAGUUGCUAAUGGGUGACCCACAUGAUCAUAAAUUAGGUGACACUUCCACUGCCACCUUACCUGUCACUCGCAAUUUUUCUUCUCAAAAGGCAAGGAACAUUGAAGAAAAUGGCCCUAAGGAACCUGUUGUUCCUUCUGGCAUUUGGAAUCCUGUAAUGAAGAAUGAUUCUGCAGGAUCGCUUCAGACUUCUUUCGGUGCCAACAAAACAAUUGAGUAUGUUGAACAUGGGACAACUCAACCUCCUCCAAAGAAGAGAGCAUUUCGAAUGAGCGCACAAGAGGAUUCCUUGGAGCCGGAUGAUGAAGUGCAUAGUAAUGGGCUUGCACCUACUCUGUUCUCUGAAAAGAUAGAACCUGUGAAAGCCCCUGUAACAGACAGCAAGCCUGCACCUCCAGAAGUAUCCAAGUCGGUAGAAACGGCAAUCCAAGCAUCAGAAGUUGCUGUGGUUUCCCACUCAGCAAUUCCUCCUUUCAAGUUUGCUACUUCUGAAAAACCUGUGGAAUCAACUAGUUCUCCAGUAUUCAGCCCUAGCUCAAAAUUUUCUGAUAAGUUCCCUGCCUUGCCCUCUGAAUCCAAUACGAAAGAAUCUGCUGUGGAGAGCUCCAGCAGGUUGUUCAAUGUUUCUACAUCAGCUGGAUCUCAACUAAAAAUUCCUGACUUGGACAAAUCUGGUCAUCUAAGCCCUCCGAAGGCAGGAGAUACAAAUAACAAAUCCGAUACUGUUUUACAUGGAAAGGGGGAACAUGUUACAGGAUUCUCUUCCGCCGCUUUUGAUCAUAUAAAUCAGGCAUCUACAGGAAGUGGUUUCUUCUUUGCAUCCACUCCCAGCAUUUCUAACAUAGCCCCAUCUGGUCUCAGCUCCAGUACCUCUACGACGACCUCCAGUGGAAGCAUUUUGGGGUUGUCUGCUAAGCCUUCUAAUUUAGAAGGUCAAAAUUUCAAGUUUGGCACAUCAGUGGAUCCUACAACUUCAGCUCCAGUGGCAUCAGUAUCUAAUAUCACUGAACCGGCAGAAGUAAAACCCAAAGUUGACACAAACCCAAGUCCUGGUAGCACAGUCAUCCCAAAUUCCAGUGUUACAGCUCAACCGGCAGCAAAUCCUGAAAAAAGCAUAACUUUUGGGCUUGGUUCAUCUGUUAAUACUACAAGUGUUCCGGGUUCACUAUUCAGCAGUGCUUCUAAAUCUACCGAGUCUGGUGCUGGAACUCUCUCUCAAGGUGCAUCUCUUUCAUUUACUCCUCCUACAUUAUCACCUGGAACUGUCUCUCAAGGAACACCGGUUUUAUCAGUUUCUUCGGCAUCAGCUCCAUUGUUCAGUAUGAAUGGUAAUGCCUCUGGUUCCUCAUUUUCCAAUCCGAAAGUAUCACCUGCUUUUAGCUUUAGUUCUUCGGCCGCAUCAUCUACCACCACUGUUGCCCCUGGCAGCGGGCAAUCAGCAAGUGUGUUCAAAUUUGGUGGUAGUCCUGUCACUGAAGGAAAUGUGGUCAGCUCAAGCAGUGCGUCCACUCCUAGUUUUGGUUUUGGCUUUGGUUCUGGUUCUGGUUCUGGUUCGGGCACUUCUUCUACUUCAACGACUGAUUCAGCUUUAAUAAACAGCGCUACAGCUCUCCCGAAGUUCAACUUCGGUGGCAACUCUUCAGUUCUCGCCGGCUCUUCCACUUCUGCAACUUCUGGGAUAUUUACUUUUGGCGGGAGUUCUUCCACUGCUUCUGCAGCAGUCAACACAGGUAGCUCCAGUUCUGCUGCUAAUGUCUUUGGCUCCGGUUGGCAGAGCAGUGGAUCUUCGAAUUUUGGUUCCAGUUCUACCACAUCAGGAUUUUCUUUUGGGGCAUCAUCCGCGUCUGCUGCUGCAAGUACUGCACCGAUGUCUUUUAACUCGCAUGCUGGUGCCACGCAAAGCCCCUUCUUUUCAUUUAACGCGGCAGCCACUGCAUCACCAUCAUUACCUGCUGCCAGCCCACCUGUAUUUGGUAAUCCCCCGGUCAAUGCUUUUGGAUCCACUCUAGGAAAUGAUCAGAUGAACGCCGAAGACAGCAUGGCUGAGGAUCCCGUGCAGUCAUCCUUAUUUGGUCAACCAUCUGUCUCCCCAGCAGCUCCUUCCUCAGGCUUCACAUUUGGAUCGACUGCUCCAUCACAACCUAAUAAUCCCUUCAUGUUUGCCAGCCAACAAAAUCAAGCUGCUCCACCGAAUCCAUCAUCUUUUCAAGGAACAGGUAGUCUGGAAUUAACUGCUGGCGGAAGCUUCUCCUUGGGAAGUGGAGCUGGCGACAAGUCGGGGCGGAGGAUAGUGAAAGUGAAUAGAAGCAAAUACAAAAAGAGGUGAGGAGCAUCAUAUUAACUGCAGGCACAGGUAAGAUUGAAGCCAUUGCUAUGAUAUACUACUAGUGCUGCUCUCUUGAAAUUUUUUCCUUUUUUCCUGAUUAAUUAUUUUAGUCGAAUGUUUGCGAAGACAAACAGUGUCUCAAUUUUGGACAUUGCCUAUGUUGUGAUGUUGUCUGUUGGAUUGUUGGAGUGAAUAGUUGUUUGUCAUUUGUAAUAUGCAUCCGCCGCAUGAUAAUAGCUGCCCUGCCCUGCCUGCCUUGUAAUAGUGUAAUUGAGUUCUGCCA
Andrographis paniculata is the source of this 4169-nucleotide messenger RNA. RefSeq names its product nuclear pore complex protein NUP1. Gene Ontology annotation, biological process: poly(A)+ mRNA export from nucleus; nuclear membrane organization. Bases 98 to 3886 code for a protein of 1262 amino acids. Gene Ontology annotation, cellular component: nuclear envelope. The transcript is spliced from 9 exons. NCBI's taxonomy places the organism in Eukaryota, Viridiplantae, Streptophyta, Magnoliopsida, Lamiales, Acanthaceae. The record is from RefSeq and is a predicted model, not a curated record.